Messenger RNA from Candidula unifasciata, 238 nucleotides. The record is from the annotation of a GenBank genome assembly. NCBI's taxonomy places the organism in Eukaryota, Metazoa, Mollusca, Gastropoda, Stylommatophora, Geomitridae.
AUGUCAGGCUCGGCCCAGCCCCUACAGCCAGACAAGCCACUACGUUACCGUGAAGGACAAAGACGACGCACUGCCCUAGUCACAUACAACCCCAACCUGACCGGAAGCAGCAGCCUGGACUAUGAAGACCUGGGUGCCAUGACCGAUGUUGAAGUGCCCACCUUCCAGCGGGGCGGGUUUUCACGCACCAGCUUACCCAUUGUUCGCAGUGCCUCUACAUCACUGGACAGACCCUUAG